GUCAGAGAUUUGUUUGUGUUCUUGCGAGAUGAUUCCACGUGCAUCAGUAUUUUGUAAUAAAUGUGAACAUUGGCAGGGUACUCUGGGAAUUACAUUCCAAGUUUGUCUCUUUUCCAGUAAACUGUAAAUGAACUUCAGAAGUACUUCCUGAUAAAAAUGAAUCCUCCAAAGUGACGGGUUGUUUACCAAUGUCUUUAUAAGUUGCUGCACCAACCCAUUUCUCUAGCAUUCUGUUGCAAAGCAGGACAGAAACAUCACAUCCAUUCUCAGCACAUCAACUUAAUAGGUUAUGGCUAUGAGCAGACGCCUGACUUUGGGUCUCUGUGUUCUCUCCCUGCUGGUUCUGCCAGGCCAGAUGGAGAAGUGUGAAUGCCAGGGUCCUAGAGGCUUUCCUGGAGGUGUACCUGGUCAACCUGGAGCCAGAGGACGUCCUGGACUUCCUGGAUAUCCUGGUAGAGUUGGACGUGAUGGAGUCCGUGGUCUACCUGGACCCCCGGGCCUUGCAGGAGCUACUGACUUAGACUUGGAACCCCUGCAAGAAAGCUCGGUCAAAUUGCAGUUGGCCAUAAACUAUGAUUUCACCAGAAGAGUUGACAAGAAGUACUUUGUGUCACACAAGAGACCGGGUUCUUUUGACGACGCUGUUCAGUUCUGUACCAAGAGGGGCUUGGUGUUGGCUUUGCCGAAGAACGAGGAGGAAAACACUGCUCUCACGCAGGUCUUUGAAGGGGCUUUGAAGAAUGCAUGGCUCAAUGUUGACAACAGUAAAGAGGGGAAGUUUCAGGUAGAUUUGAAAGGCCAUCCCCUCACCUUUUCCAAAUGGGGAGAUGGGGAACCAAAAGUGCCUAAUGGGGAUAAGGGCUGUACAAUGUUGACAGAGUCAGGUGCAUGGCAGGUGACAUACGAUUGCUCCUUCAAUGCCUAUAUCGUAUGUGAGAUAUAGAGACACGUCAAUGAAAUGCUGUUUCUGAAUUUAAUAUGAAAUAUUUAUUCUCAAUUAAAAUGUCUUAUGUUUAAUCUCAAUAUAUUAUCUCUGUUCCUUAUCUUGUGCGUAUUUCCAGUUCUUUACCUUUAUUCAAAUUAGCUAGUUAAAAUGUGAGGUAAAAUAUGAAGGGACAUUUGUGGAAUAAAGUAACAAACAUAUUUA
Salmo salar (Atlantic salmon) is the source of this 1147-nucleotide messenger RNA. NCBI's taxonomy places the organism in Eukaryota, Metazoa, Chordata, Actinopteri, Salmoniformes, Salmonidae. The record is from RefSeq and is a predicted model, not a curated record.